Lachnellula hyalina is the source of this 1077-nucleotide messenger RNA. Its product is annotated as Eukaryotic translation initiation factor 3 subunit F. The coding region runs from base 1 to 1077 and encodes 358 amino acids. The record is from RefSeq and is a predicted model, not a curated record. Gene Ontology annotation, cellular component: eukaryotic translation initiation factor 3 complex, eIF3m. NCBI's taxonomy places the organism in Eukaryota, Fungi, Ascomycota, Leotiomycetes, Helotiales, Lachnaceae. The transcript is spliced from 2 exons. Gene Ontology annotation, biological process: translational initiation. Gene Ontology annotation, molecular function: metallopeptidase activity; translation initiation factor activity; translation initiation factor binding.
AUGGCGGUCGAAAUCCCCUCAUUCCUACAUCUCGCGCGCCCUCUUGCGCCCGCAGUAAUCGGUGUCCAGCCCACAACCGCACCAGUAAAUGUCAUAAUUCAACCCCAAGCAGUCUUCUCCAUCCUCGACCAUGCGAUCCGCCGCGACAUCCGGGACACGCAAUCUACACGUGUGAUCGGGGCCCUCUUAGGCGUACGCUCAGAAGAUGGCAUGGAAGUCGAAGUACGCAACUGCUUCGCCAUCCCGCACACCGAGAACGAAGACCAAGUCGAGGUCGACGUCGAAUACCAAAAGAAUAUGCUCGCCCUACAACUCAAAGCCAACCCGCGCGAAGUCCUGCUGGGCUGGUACACGACGAGUCUCGAGCUCAACAACUUCAGCGCGCUGAUCCAGAACUUCUUUGCUAGCCCAGAGACGGGCACGUUCCCGCAUCCCGCGGUCCAUGUUACAGUUUCGACGGAGCCAGGGAAGGAGAUUGAAGCCAAGGCAUAUAUCAGUGCACCCGUGGGAGUUAAUGCUGAACGGGCUGCGGAGAGCUGUCUCUUUAUCCCGGUCCCGUAUGAGAUCCGAUAUGGGGAGGCUGAGAAGAGUGGACUCGAGUUAAUUUCUGGAGCGAAGGACAGCGAGAACCGUGCUGCACCAGUCGUUUCAGAUAUCGAAGGGCUGGAGCGGGCUGUUGACCAGACACUAGAUCUGUUGGAUCGGGUUGCUGAGUACGUUAGCUCCGUGAUAGAUGAGGAGAGAGAGCCUUCGAAUGCGUUGGGACAGUUCUUGAUGAAUGCAUUGUCGCUGGCACCGAAAGUCGACCCCCAGGAUAUCGAGCGCGAUUUCAACAACCAUAUCCAAGAUGUGCUUGUUGUUUCGUAUCUUGCAAACACUAUCCGGACGCAGAUCGAUUUGUCUCAAAGAUUGGCAACCGCUACUCUGACCAUGGGUGGUUCAGACGCUCUUGCAGCUACAGGUGGUGGAGAAGGUGGCGAGAAGGGAGAGCGAGGUGGCCAAAGAGGCGGAAAGCGUGGCGGCAGAGGUGGCAGAGGUGGAGGACAGCAAAGGGAACCUAGAGAACCUACCGAGUAA